UCCACCCACUAUACACAUGAUAUUAUUAUUAUUACUAUUACUAUUAUAUUAUAUCCGUCGCCGACCGCGUUUUUUUUCGCCGUUUUUCGUACCCGCUCGCCCUACUGUACACACGACGACGGCGAUCGCGACGCGCCGUCGCGGCCUGCGCCUGGGCCGACGCCGCCACCGCCGCCGACGCCGCCGGGUUUCCCGUCCGCGUCAUACCCGUAUUAUACGGCGUACGCGCGCGAGCGUUAUCUGAUGAUUCGCGUUUCUCUCUGUGAACCGCCGACGCCGCCGCCGCCGCCGCCAAUAUAAUAUCCUCGUGGUGUGGGUGCCGCCGACGACGGUAUUCACUUUUUCUGCUUCGCCGCAGUGAAGGUCUCUGAAGCCGUCUCGGCCAUCGCUCUCUCCGCCGCCGCGCGUGUCUGGUAAUAUAAUGUUAUAAAAUAUAUAAUGUUAUUACCGUUAUCGUAAUAUUAUCGUUUUCGCUGGGCCCGUCCGAGUGCGCGUUGGCCAACCACGGAAUAAUAUUAGACGUUGUAUACGCUUCGAACUCGACGUCCGUCGUGGUCGUCGUCGUGGUCACCGUCGCGGCCGCAGCAGCCGCCGUCGCAGUCGUCGGUACAGUGCGAAUCGCGCGCGCGCGCACAGUCCGUCGUCGCAGGUGGAUGAGCCCGCACGGACGGCGCGUACUCCCGCCGCCGCCGCAUUGACAGACACACACACAGGAUACCGUCAUGUUCUGUAGGUGGAUAUGCUGAAGGAUAUUCACAGUCCAGGAUUGGCAGCCGAUCCGGAGGACGGCAGCAACGGAGCUUGUUGCGCCGGUUGCGGUAGAUCGAUAGACGACCGUUUCUACCUGUCCGCGGUGGACAUGUGUUGGCACAUUGGGUGUUUGCAAUGUGCCGAAUGUAAACUGCCACUGGACACAGAACUAACGUGUUAUUCGAGACACGGCAACAUCUAUUGCAAACAAGACUAUUACAGGCUGUUCUCGAUAAAACGCUGCGCCCGGUGUCAGGGCGGCAUCGGCGCUUGCGACCUGGUGAUGAGGGCCAAGGACCUCGUGUACCACGUGGAGUGUUUCGCGUGUUACGCUUGCGGCGCGGUCCUGUGCAAGGGCGACUAUUACGGAGUGCGGGACGGCGCCGUUUUCUGCCGGCCGGACUACGAGCGGCUCAAGCACAGGGACAUGGCGUGCGAUCUGGAGCCGAUGUGCAGCCCUCCACGGGCGGCCGGCCACCACUGGCCGUCGGCGCACAAGGGCCGGCCGCGGAAGAAGAGGAACGUCCAGCUGCUGUCGUCGCCCAUGACGGCGGCCGAUUGCAACGGGCUCACCGAGCUCAACGUGCUCAGGAUACCGCAGUCGACAUUGGAAGUCAUGCAGGCCACAGACCUAUCUUCUUCGAUGGAAUCGCUGACUUACGAAACGUCCAGCUUGUCCUCCCCCACAAACUCUUCGACGAUGGGCACGACCGGUGGCAUGUCGCAGCAGCAACAUCAGCAAACGCGGACGAAGCGCAUGCGAACGUCGUUCAAACACCACCAGCUGCGUACAAUGAAGUCGUACUUCAACAUCAACCAAAACCCAGACGCCAAGGAUUUGAAACAGCUGGCUCAAAAGACUGGACUGUCCAAACGAGUGUUACAGGUUUGGUUUCAAAACGCUCGAGCGAAGUGGAGAAGAAACAUCAUGAGGCAAGAGAACAACCAAAUGGUGACCAGUUCCAUGUCGAACCAGAACCAGACUACGCCGUCCGACCCCGAUCUGAUCAGGGGACACACCCAGACCUCGCAGGGUUUAAACUUUGUCGAUCUCUUUUGAUUUCACAUGUAAGUCGUAGCUAUGUUAAUUAUAGUGUCACCACCCUCAUCGUUACAGUACAUACCUCCUAUAUAUCACCGUCGGUCAGUUCAAGCAACGUAUUAGGCGUAUUCGAAGUUAAACACAGUAUCGUGUCCGACAUGAAAACAUUCAAUCCUUCCCUGUACAUACCAUUUUCUUCUAAAACCCAAUAGAUAAAAUCCUGCUGACGAUACACAUAUGGCCGAGUCCUACUACAUACGGAUGUGUGUCGCAACUUACAAUUGAUCGUCUCUACACGCAUAUAUAUUUAUGAGAAUGAUAAAUCAAUACAAUAUAUUAUAAUAUUACGAUAUUCUUACCAAAUAAUUUGUGACGCGUUAUAUAAUAUAGGUACGUUACUAAUUACUACAAUACGCGACCACCAGUAAAUUGUAAUUAAUAUAUAAUAUGUUUAACUGCUUAAGUGAUUAUAAGUAUAAGAAAGAGAAAACAAUUGUUCCUUAACUUAAUGUAUUAUCAUUACACUCUUUGUUAUAUAAUGUAUAUAUGUAGGUUUAUCGUAUAUGUAUGUACCUAUGUAUAUAUGUAUAUCAUGUAUGUAUGUGUAAUUUGUAAUCCGUACAUUGUAACAUAUUAUUAUUAAUUAAGUUUAGAACGUAUAUAUUAUUAUUAUAUAUGUUAAACACGCGUGUUAUUUGAGCUGCCUAUAUUCGCGUGCGGCGUAUACUCAAAGGUCGCUAAACACUCGCAAUUAAUUGUUUAUGUUUUCUUUUGUGCUUGAAUAAAAAAAACUGAAUGGCCGACCUAAUUGGUGAUUACUAAUUAGUAUAUACGACUUGUAAAAAAUUAAGUAUACACCGCACGGCAAAGACUGGCAACGAUAAUACGUACGCGUAACACGCCUUGGCCGAGAAGUUAUUAAAAAAAAACCCUGUAUAAACCUCGCCGUAUAACCCAAUUUUUUUUUACAAAUCUAAUCAUUUAAACAUAAUAUUUAUUUUCAUAAUGUCGUGUAUCAAACGGUGACACCAGAAAUCAUUAACUAUAAUCGUGUACAAACAAAUUCGAGCCACUUUAUAUUGCGAAAACGGGCUAAAUAUACCAUAGGUACCAUAAUGAAUUUAAUAUUUAUGCCGUCAAUUUAACGAGCAUGAAUUCAAUAGAUAUUUGUACUUUGUAUAAUAUAACAUGAAAGGUAAACAACUGGUGUCGUCACUUGUCGAUAAUUUCAGAAAUAUGAAAACGUUUAUACAUUAUUCUCGGAAUAAAGUUCAACAAAUUCAAACUAAAGUUAUGAAAAUAAUAAAUUAAAAAUAUUUUAAACCAUUUUUGUGAUGUAUAAUACUAUUAUUAAUACAUUGUUCAAUCAUCAAACUAUUAUUUCCGGUUUGAAAUAAUAAUAAUUAAAGACCAUAAUAUAUAAUCGUAAUCAGUCUACGAGAACCGCUAAUGCGUUUUUAUUAACCUCGUUUUCAUGAAUUUUUAUUUGUUAGUGUAUUGACCAAGCGUAUAGUAGGUACCUAUAUUAUGAUAUAGUAAAACAUUAAAAAUAAUUGAAAAUUUUAAUUUUUCGUGUAACCCGCAAAAAAGAAAUAUUUAGUUUAUGUGAAAAAUAUAGCUUCAAAGCCAAAGGUACCGUAAUAUAAACUAUUUAUGUAUAUUAUAAUAUAAGAAGAAGACGAUUGUUAUAAAUAAAUUACUGUUAUUGUUUCGGGACAAUAUCUUUAUUAUUGCUUAAACACAUGCAGAUGAGCUAUUCCAAAGCAAUUGAUCUUAUUGAAUUCUAGUCAAUUUAUUAUUAAGCAUAUUAACUAUAUAUUAUAAUAUAAAAUUGGAAAUAAAAACAACAAUAUUAUAAUAUAAUACAUAUAUUAUUACUUAUUAGCGAAUAUUUUAGCGUUUAAUAGUAGGUAGACCCGAUUACUAUGUCGUUAUUGUAAUAAUAUAAUAUUAUAUUAUAUUAUUAUACACUUCUAGGAGAUUAUAAUAAUAAUAAUUAUAUUAUAUACGUGUGUGUAUUUAUUAUUACAAUGUCGAUAAAAAAUUAUGUUCUUUUUUGUUAAGAAAAAUAUAUAUAUUAUAUUAAAAAAAAAA
This is a messenger RNA of Metopolophium dirhodum (rose-grain aphid), 3886 nucleotides long. Its product is annotated as LIM/homeobox protein Lhx2-like. Gene Ontology annotation, biological process: regulation of transcription by RNA polymerase II; neuron differentiation. The record is from RefSeq and is a predicted model, not a curated record. The coding region runs from base 740 to 1810 and encodes 356 amino acids. Gene Ontology annotation, molecular function: DNA-binding transcription factor activity, RNA polymerase II-specific; RNA polymerase II transcription regulatory region sequence-specific DNA binding. Lineage: Eukaryota; Metazoa; Arthropoda; Insecta; Hemiptera; Aphididae. Gene Ontology annotation, cellular component: nucleus. The transcript is spliced from 5 exons.